This is a messenger RNA of Melitaea cinxia (Glanville fritillary), 955 nucleotides long. Its product is annotated as carbonyl reductase [NADPH] 1-like. Gene Ontology annotation, molecular function: carbonyl reductase (NADPH) activity. The transcript has a single exon. The coding region runs from base 49 to 906 and encodes 285 amino acids. NCBI's taxonomy places the organism in Eukaryota, Metazoa, Arthropoda, Insecta, Lepidoptera, Nymphalidae. The record is from RefSeq and is a predicted model, not a curated record.
AUUUACUCAGUAUUACAUCGUUCAAGGUUCACAUCAGACGUGUCAAGCAUGACAGAAAAAGUCGCAGUUGUUACUGGCGCUAAUAAAGGCUUAGGAUUUUCUGUUGUCAAACUGUUGUGUCAAAGAUUCAAUGGUGUUGUAUAUUUAACUUCCAGAAGUGAAAAAAGGGGAAUAGAAGCCGUGAAGAAGCUGAACGCGUUAGGAUUAAAACCACUUUUCCAUCAAUUAGAUGUCACUGACAGAAAUAGUAUUAAAGUAUUUGCAAAUCAUAUCCAAACAAAGCACGGAUAUUUGGAUGUUCUCGUUAACAACGCGGGUAUAUUAGAAUGGGAACAGGUAUACCCUACAUACGAAGUCGCUAAAAGAAAUAUCGAUACAAAUUAUCGUAGUCUACUAGAUAUUGAGGAGUAUUUAUAUCCGUUACUACGAGAUGGUGCUAGAGUUGUCAACGUUUCAAGCGCAUGUGGCCAUCUUUCGAACUUAAAAAAUAAAAAAUGGCUCAGCAUUUUGACAAAAGAAGAUUUAAAAACUGAAGAUAUAAAUAACUUUGUCGGUAGCUAUUUAGAAAGUGUGAAAAACGGAACGUUUAACAAAGAAGAUUUUGCCGAUAGCGGGAAACACGCAGAGCAUAGGGUUUCGAAAAUUGCAUUGACCGCGUUGACUAUGGUACAGCAACGAAAAUAUAAUGAUAGAAACAUUUCUAUUAACGCUGUUCAUCCUGGCUAUGUAAAUACAGAUAUGGCCCUGGGAAAAGGGAAAGUAGACCCAGAUAAAGCGGCCGAGCUAAUUCUAUAUCUUAUCUUAGAGGCAUCGCCAAAUUUGAGAGGCGUAUUUUUAUGGCAUAAUAAAAAAAUAGUGGAUUGGUAUGACGUUGAAGGUGAUUAUUACUAUAAACAUGAAGAUUAAAUUAAAGUAUAUUGUUAUGACUUGAGCAAUAAACAAUUUAACGCAUUUA